Molecule: messenger RNA, 804 nt
Organism: Lampris incognitus (smalleye Pacific opah)
Lineage: Eukaryota; Metazoa; Chordata; Actinopteri; Lampriformes; Lampridae
Product: keratin-associated protein 5-4-like
Exons: 1
Coding region: 1-804 (267 amino acids)
Source: RefSeq, a predicted model, not a curated record
AUGCGGGGCCAUGCGGAACCAGGCGGGGCCAUGAGGGGCCAUGCGGGGCCAUGCGGAACCAGGCGGAGCCAUGCGGGGCCAUGCGGGGCCAUGCGGAGCCAGGCGGAGCCAUGCGGAGCCAUGAGGAGCCAUGAGGAGCCAUGCGGAGCCAUGCAGAGCCAUGAGGAGCCAUGCGGAGCCAUGCGGAGCCAUGAGGAGCCAUGCGGAGCCAGGCGGGGCCAUGCGGGGCCAUGCGGGGCCAUGCGGGGCCAUGAGGGGCCAUGCGGGGCCAUGCGGGGCCAUGCGGAGCCAUGCGGAGCCAUGCGGGGCCAUGCGGAACCAGGCGGGGCCAUGAGGGGCCAUGCGGGGCCAUGCGGAGCCAUGCGGGGCCAUGCGGGGCCACGCGGGGCCAUGCGGGGCCAUGAGGGGCCAUGCGGGGCCAUGCGGGGCCAUGCGGAGCCAUGCGGAGCCAUGCGGGGCCAUGCGGAACCAGGCGGGGCCAUGAGGGGCCAUGCGGGGCCAUGCGGGGCCAUGCGGAGCCAGGCGGAACCAGGCGGGGCCAUGCGGAGCCAGGCGGGGCCAUGCGGAACCAGGCGGGGCCAUGCGGAACCAGGCGGGGCCAUGAGGGGCCAUGCGGAGCCAUGCGGGGCCAUGCGGAACCAGGCGGGGCCAUGCGGGGCCAUGCGGAACCAUGCGGGGCCAUGCGGGGCCAUGCGGGGCCAUGCGGAGCCAGGCGGAGCCAUGCGGAGCAGGUCUGCUGCUCCGCAUGGCUCUGCUGGCUGGCUGACGGUGUGUCUGUUGGUGGUGUCGUGUCGGGUUGGAUGA